Messenger RNA from Papaver somniferum (opium poppy), 1266 nucleotides. RefSeq names its product probable S-adenosylmethionine-dependent methyltransferase At5g38780. NCBI's taxonomy places the organism in Eukaryota, Viridiplantae, Streptophyta, Magnoliopsida, Ranunculales, Papaveraceae. The transcript has 3 exons. Bases 1 to 1266 code for a protein of 421 amino acids. Gene Ontology annotation, molecular function: S-adenosylmethionine-dependent methyltransferase activity. Gene Ontology annotation, biological process: methylation. The record is from RefSeq and is a predicted model, not a curated record.
AUGGAUUCCCAAGUGUUACGCACUGAACUUGCAAGGUUCAGAUGCACCUUCUUCCCCGCAGCUGCUGCCCAACUAAGAACUAAAGACUUAAUCUCAAUUACCAGGUCCUCAUCAGUCUUGAAGUUGUAUUUUGCUUCAAAACUUUUACGGUUUGGUUCCCUCCAAAGAACCCAAACAAGUGCUGCAGCUAUAAUGGCCAUCCCAAUGAAUGGUGGAGAUGGUCUUUACAGCUACACUAAGAACUGUGAUAUACAGAAAUUUGUUCUCGAUGCAUGCCAAGUUAUGAUCGAGGAAGGUAUUGACCAUAAACUAGAUAUCCAUGCCUCAGCACCAAAAGCUUUUCUUGUAGCAGAUUUGGGGUGUUCCGUCGGCCCCAAUACUUUCACAGCAAGUCAAAACAUAAUCCAAGCCGUCAAUCUCAAAUAUUCUUGCAAGUCAUUCACAAAUGGGGAAAGUACCCCUCAUGAAUAUCAUGUCUUCUUCAAUGACCAUGCAACAAAUGAUUUCAACACCCUCUUUACAUCUCUCCCACCAGAAAGGCAGUACUUGGCUGCGGGUGUACCUGGUUCUUUUUAUACCCGUUUAUUUCCUCGAGAUUCCGUUCAUGUCAUUCACAGCUCAUACGCGCUACAUUGGCUGUCUGAAGUACCUAGUGAGGUAAUUAAUAUCAAUUCUACAGCUUAUAAUAAAGGUAGGAUUCAUUACAGAGACUCUGGAAUGGAGGUUGUAAAAGCCUAUUCAGCUCAGUAUGCCAAGGACAUGGAAAUCUUCCUGGAAGCACGUGCUGAAGAGAUUGUGGGUGGCGGGUUACUCAUGCUGGUAUUUCCGGCCAUUCCAAAUGGGACCUCACCUUCUCUCUGUACAAUUGGGAUACUCUUUGAUCUUCUGGGAUCUUGUCUCAUGGACAUGGCUAAAUUGAGUAAAGUUAGUGAAGCUAAAAUUGAUUCGUUCAACUUGCCAAUGCACACAGCAUUCCCAGAAGAAGCUGAAAAGUUAUUCACGAGAAAUGAAAGUUUCAGCAUGGAAAGAAUGGAGGAAAUACCGUUUCUCAAUCCGGCGAAAAAUGGUACUGUUACAUCGUCAUAUUACUACGAUCAUGUAAGAGCUGUGACUGAAGGGGUUAUAGAAUCGCACUUCGGAAGUGAGAUCAAAGAUGAACUUUUUGAGCAUCACUACCUUAACAAACUAGAAGAGGUCAACCACAUCUUACGAUCUCCCAAAAGUAUUAUGUUGUUUGUUCUUCUCAAACGCAAGGUAGUUAAUUAG